GACACUGUGAAUUCUAUUUAAUCACAUUAGCUAAUAUAUAUAUCAUUAAGUAUCACGAAAUAAAUGUAAGAAAUUUACAUAAAAGCAGAACUUCGUCGUUUCGUACUGAUAGUUGAUAAAACAGGAGCUGCGAGUGGCGGAAUUUAGUUUGGCCGAGAGUUUUUUUUUGCAUGUACUGUUUUCACUGAUCUGGCAGGUCAAUGUUCAUGUAUGAUUUUUGUCUAAAUUAUCUUAGUGGAAUAGUACGCACAUACUAAUUAAGUACCAUGGCUCAACAGCAUCAGCAAGAAGUAAAAAAGCCUAGAUAUCGUUUCCAAAGCGAGAUUCAACAAAUGAUGUUUGUCUUUGGCGAAGUAUCCGAUCCGUUACAAGAAUCGACACUGCUAGUUGAGGAUAUUGUACGCUCACAAGUGAUAGAAAUUAUCAUUCAAGCUGCUGCUCAAGCUAAUCGGCGGAACUCUCGCUACCUAAGUGCCGAGGAUCUUAUCUUCCUUAUGCGGCAUGAUCGUGCGAAAGUAAAUCGUUUACGUUCGUUUCUUAGUUGGAAGGACGUACGAAAAAAUGCUAAAGAUGCCUCUGGUGAUCAAGUAGAAGACGUAGUGGAGGAGACGAAUACGGGUAAAAUUCACCGUAGUAUCAUCAAAUUACCAUGGGAACUUGUAAACCAAUUUACAGAUGUAAUUGUCAAGACGAUAAACAGUAGUGGAGGGACAGCUGGUACUACUACCAUAGAUGAAGAGUCCGAGGAUGAGGAUGAAAUAGAAGCAUACAAUGAUUCAAUUCAGCGUUUAAAAGAAGCGGACGAAGUUACGAGAGCCAUGACACGCGAAGAGUAUGUACACUACUCAGAGUGUCGCCAAGCUUCUUUCACUUAUCGCAAAAGCAAACGGUUUCGGGAUUGGUCCAAUAUGAGUGCGUAUGUUGAGGUGAAACCUAACGAUGAUAUAGUGGAUAGUUUAGGGUUUUUGACGUAUGAGAUGGUCUCAAAAUUGACAACUACAGCGAUUAAGAUCAAGAGAGAUUUAAUGGUGGCAGAAGGAAAGAAAGAAGAAGAGCAGCAUGUAGGAUUAGGGGCUAGUACAAGUUCACAGAAAAAGAGAAAACGAGAUGAGAUGGAGGAGAAUAUUACCUCGACGACAACCCCCGCACCGGCAAUUACAGUAACUUCUGAUGGUGAUGCUGGAACGUCCGCACAAUUAUCAACCCAAACAUCCACGGUCUCAUCCUCGUCAUCAUCAACUGAGCUAAAUCGAGAAAUAGUCGAUAGUUAUGAAGAUAAUCUGGAUUCCCCACAGUCACCGCAGUUGGAUAAUAGAGGUCUUUUUGCAUUACCGCCUACUGAACAAACACCGUUAUCAGCUGAACAUAUCUUGGAAGCAUUUAGGAGACUCCAGCAAGUUCCUCAACCAGCCAAGAACUUUAGAGGUGGUCUGGUUAGAACACGUAUAUCACUGAUUUAGCCCUCUGCACCAUUUGUGUUCAUUUUUUCUAAGGAAUAAAUUACCCUUAAC
Molecule: messenger RNA, 1511 nt
Organism: Mycotypha africana
Lineage: Eukaryota; Fungi; Mucoromycota; Mucoromycetes; Mucorales; Mycotyphaceae
Product: transcription initiation factor IID, 18kD subunit-domain-containing protein
Exons: 3
Biological process (GO): transcription by RNA polymerase II
Cellular component (GO): SAGA complex
Molecular function (GO): protein heterodimerization activity; transcription coregulator activity
Source: RefSeq, a predicted model, not a curated record